AUGUUGAUUUCUGAACAAAAUUUAAUUAAGGAUGAUUUUUUGCAGAAAAAUGAUGGAAAAGUGACAGAAAGAGAAUUUGAAAUUAAUUAUAUGGAAAGUGGCAUGAAUGUAUUAACGACAAUAAAUUUUAUUGAAGGAAAUAUAAAAAGAAGACAAUUAAAUCUUCCUUGGAAAGUAACUAGUCAUUUUGGAGUAUGCAAACUACCAACUAAUGAUAUUUUAUUUUGAGGUAUCACUAGGUUUAUACUUAAAUUUGAUGGAAAUAUUAGCAUUUUACCUGUAGAGCGAGAUAACCAUGGCAAUUUCACAUGAAAUUUUACUGCAAAACCAUUUUGCCUUUUGAUUAGCCUUUUUUUAUCUAUUUUGUUCAUUAAUUAUUCUGACCAUUUUGGUUUAUUAUUAAACAUGAGAUAAUUUUUUAAUCUAUUGCUUUCGAAAAAAAUAAAUUUUUAGUAUCAAAAUAGGGCCAAAAGAGAUCACUCAAAAAUAAUAGAGUAAAAAUAAUGCAGGCGUUUUUGGAAGAAACCAACCAUGGGGCCGGAUUAUGCUAUUAUAACGCAUCGGUUUAUGCUUUUGGAGGAUGAGAUAAACACCGCAUAAAAGACUCAGCUUUUAAAUUUGACAUAAAUAAAAAUAAACAAAUUCCAAUAGCAAGCAUGCCAAAGCCAUCAAGAUUUUGCUCUGCUGUCAGCUUCAAAGGAAAAUUACUUAUUUCUGGUAAAGAUAUUCCAUAUUUGUAUUUAUAUGAUCCUUUUAUCAAUUCUUAUAGCAAGAUUUCGCUAAUUCUCCAUAAUUUAUCUCACAAAAUUCUAUUUAAAGGAGCUAUAAAUGGCAGGGUUUAUCUUAGUCAAAGCUUAGAAACCACCAGUAAGAUAUUUGAAAGUCUAGAUUUAUAUCACUGAGAUCUUGCAUUUACUUCUCAAGUCAUGCAUUUAUCAUUGCUCUCAUAUGUAGCUUACAAUGAAAAUUUAGUCUAUUUUAUUGACACAUUUCAACGCUUUUAUUGCUUUGACUUAAAACUGAAAAUUUUGAAUGAAAUAAGGCUUAAUUAA
This is a messenger RNA of Blepharisma stoltei, 1052 nucleotides long. NCBI's taxonomy places the organism in Eukaryota, Ciliophora, Heterotrichea, Heterotrichida, Blepharismidae. The record is from the annotation of a GenBank genome assembly.